GCCGCGCGCACGUGUGAGCCCGGCGCUCAGAGCAGCGCGGCGGGCUGACGCGGCGGAGCGGGUUAGGACUCUGGAGCAAUGGGCGACUGGAGCUUUCUGGGGCGGCUACUCGAGAACGCGCAGGAGCACUCCACGGUCAUCGGCAAGGUCUGGCUGACGGUGCUGUUCAUCUUCCGGAUUCUGGUGCUGGGCGCGGCGGCGGAGGAGGUGUGGGGCGACGAGCAGUCCGACUUCACCUGCAACACCCAGCAGCCCGGCUGCGAGAACGUGUGCUACGACCGCGCCUUCCCCAUCUCGCACGUGCGCUUCUGGGCGCUGCAGAUCAUCUUCGUGUCCACGCCCACGCUCAUCUACCUGGGCCACGUGCUGCACCUGGUGCGCAUGGAAGAGAAGAAGAAGGAGCGGGCAGAGGCGUCGCUGAGCGGCGACGACCCGCACCCCGCGCCGGCCUUGGCGCUGCGGGCCGGGCCGGGCUCGCAGGACCCCGCGGGGCCCGAGGAGCGCGGCCGCGUGCGCAUGGCCGGGGCGCUGCUGCGCACCUACGUCUUCAACAUCAUCUUCAAGACGCUCCUGGAGGUGGGCUUCAUCGCCGGGCAGUACCUGCUGUACGGCUUCCGGCUGCAGCCGCUGUACCGCUGCGACCGCUGGCCCUGCCCCAACACGGUGGACUGCUUCAUCUCCAGGCCCACGGAGAAGACCAUCUUCAUCCUCUUCAUGCUGGCGGUGGCCUGCGCCUCGCUGGCGCUCAACAUGCUGGAGAUCUACCACCUGGGCUGGAAGAAGCUCAAGCAGGGCGUGACCCGCCGCCUGAGCUCCGUGGAGACCCCGCCGCCCGCCGCGGCCCCGCCCCGCCGCACGCGCUCCGGGGGUCCCCGCAGGGCCCCGCCGCCGGCCGCGGACCUCGGAGAGGCGGCUGCGGACCAGGAGCCCCCCGCGCCGGCAGCCGCGCAGAGCUGGGCGCCCCCGUCCCCGGGCUGGGCGCUCGCGGGCCUCGGCCCCGCAGGCCACGGCCCACCGCCGGCGCAGGAGGCCGAGCCCGGAGACGGCAGCAGCCUGGCGGGGAGCGCGCCGGCCGGCACCCCGGAGGUGGAGGGGCCCGCCCCGCUCCCCGAGAACGCCGGGAGGUCCAGCAAGGCCAGCAGCGGACGCGCCAAGCCAGGGGACCUGGCCAUCUAGCCGAGGUCGCUCCAGACGACUCUGUGGCACCGUUUUCUGGAAGCCCAAACCAAAGCGCAGUUGAGAUCCUCGUCCAGAGCCUGUGCUGGAGCGUGCGCUGCAGGCCGCGGAGGAGGACACGAGGGUCAGUCGGUCAGGGUCCGUGUUCAAUGCUUGCUGUUCUUAGCACUGUGAGUUCUAGCAGAUGAUGCCAGCGUUUCUGAGAUGGGGAGGUCGGGCAGAGGGCGGGGGUGGGGUGGGUGGAGGUGGAGGUGCCCUCAGCAGUGCGGCCUGGAUGUGAAGGCCUCCGUGGUCUCUGGGUAACUGUUCUGUUGCGAUAAAGUGACAGGUGUCUGCAGCCCUUCAGUCCAACGAUUGGGUUUUCUGCCCCUGAGCUCGCCAAGCCUCUGGACAGCCCAGAGAGCUACAGGGGCACUUAGCUCUACCUCUGCUUGAUACGCUUAAUUUAGAGUUGGAUUUCAUUUGGGAUAUUUGCCAAACUGCACUAAAAAAGAUUUAGAGUGCGUCCACAUAGUGUCAUUUGAAUUUCUGAAAUUGCAUGUGCAGCUCAGGAUGACAAAUUGCAGGCUUCAUGGCAAGUGACAAAGAACAGUUACCCUCCAGAGGCAGACCGUGGGACAGGGCCCCGGGGCCCCUGGAGGGAGGCAGUGGGGACGCAAGGGCCUUAAGAGCACUGUGCAAUGCUGAGGAAACUGAUGUAAAAGUGUGGCAGGUAUGCCUUAGUAUUUAUUUUUUAAAAUAUUUUGUGCUUUGAUCCGAAUGGGACAGGUGUACCACUUCCCCCGUUCCUUAGGGAACAAAGGUGCUGUUGCAAGGACACCGGCUCAGAGGUCGGUGGUUUGUCCUAAUACAUUCUACUAAAGAUUUUCAACUUUCUUUAAAAAGAAAAUCUUCCUAAAUCGGUCAAAGUCUCUGAGAAUGCACUAUUCAAAACAAAAGCAGGGGGAAAUUUACACUGUGAAAUACUAGAAGUUGUGAAAUUUUUAAAUAAGCAAUUAAAAGUUAACUACCAUUGCCAGAAAAAUAUUCAUACACAGGCAUCAGUGAUGAUCUAUAUUUAAAAAAAAAAAACAGUACAAAAUAAAACACUUCAAGUUUCCUAACCAUUCUUUGCGGGCAGCUUAUUUGCUUUCUAAAGUGUAAAUAAAAGCGUCUGGGUUUCAUGGCCCGCGUCAGAGUGUGGUGGGGUGAGGCUGCCUGCUCUCUGCCCCCAGGAGCUGCCCUGCAGGGCCUGUUCCUGCGUGGGCAGGGCCUCCUAUAGGGAGCCCCUGUGGGGCACAAGUUGAUUUCCUCAUGGUUCACUGUGGUUCGUCACCUUUCACCCAAAGGCUGAUACACCCACAUGUGAGGAAGAGUGUGAUUUGCAGUGCUCAAAUCCGUGUACACAUCUGCUUUUGUUUGUGAGUCAAACACAGAUUGUUCACUAGUGUGUUCUGCUUGCCACGAGAUGCAGUCUUACAGUCAACCACCAAGGCUUCAGAAAUGCUAAGUUGCCACACAUACCCCAAAAGCAGAAUUAAGCCCUUUGGAAAAUCAUCUGUGUGACUUUCCUCAGUUCUCCUGGCCCCUUGCACAUCUCACUCAGGCCGAUUGAGAUGGCCGACUUCUUUUUUUUUUUUUUUUUUUUAAUCAGUACGGGGGAUCCAACUCGAAACCACCUGCUUGCAAGGCAGGUGCUUAUGCCGCUGAGCCAAAUCCCCAGCCCCAAGAUGGCCGACUUCUAACUCCCACACACAGACAGCAGGCCCCAUCUCCCCGGGGGAAGGCAUUGGGGUGGAAACCUUCCCUCCUGCUAGGAGCAGCAGGAGCAGUGAUGAGAGGCCACAAGCCGGCUCAGGCAUGGGUGUGAAUGCUUCCUCAGUCCUCUACAAUCUAUGGUGAUCAAUGGGAAUAAAAUAAGCUUCCUGUUUACUCACCAUUUAAUUUUGACCGGGGAUGAAGAAGAGAGUGAUAACCAUAACUAUUUAGCCUUUACAGUUUAAAAUUCUUGUCUGUGAAAAUACCAGUUAUUUGGCUGAAUACAGCCUAGCUGACCCAUUAAGUCCGUAGGUAAAAGGAUGCAAAAUUGGACUCACGUAUUUAAAACCACUACCUUAUUAAGAAGGUGUUACCAUCGCACUGCCUAUGGAACUUGCCCGGCUCGCAGUAUACUGACUUCAGCUCACAGGAAAGUAAAGGUGCGCGCUGCACCUGCUGCCAAUGCACCUGUGUCCUAAGGCUCGGCCCGUGUCCCUCAUGGGGUAUGGAAUCACUCUCUAUUUAAUGAAUCACUUUAGGCAUUGAAACUGUGCAGUACAAAUACAUAUUGCCUCUCCUUAUGGACAAGACUCCAGACGCAUUUUUUCUAGUUAAUGAUUUAGACAUUUUACUGACACUAAUUUCCCACUGAACUAAUAAAAAAAAUCGAAACAUUUAAGCUUAGUUUAAAAUUCAGGUAUAUUUCCACACAUGCUGCUCAGUCCACACACACAGCGCCUUCUUACACCCCUGCUUUUAGGGGCAGUCAGCUGUUGACCCUGAUACAAUCUGUAGUGAUUACAAAAUGUUAACAUUAUUGUAGUCACAGGGCCCAAAUCCUUAUUUCCAUUUCUAAAAUAUUUAUUAUCACUCACUUUCUAAGCUUUUAUUUUGCUGGUUUUUUCCUUUUCAUAAAAUCCACCCAAAAAGUUUCCUUAAGUUUACCAAGAAAAGGGAGAAAAGAGCAAGCCAGCAUAUUUCUGGCAUAGCUUGUCUUCAUUUGAUCUGGAUAAGUUGAUAGAGCAUAGAGUUCUUAUACAAGAAUAUCUGGGAUAGAAAUAUAAAUCAAAGAUUACUUUAUUUAAAAUUAACCUAUGGGCUGGGGGCGGGGGCAGUGAUCCAGCACUUACCUCGCCUGUGUGAGGUCCUACGUUCAAUCCCUCUCCUUGCAAAGAAUAGAAAUUUUAAAAGUGGGGUUUACAUCUGUUCUAAAUUGGGUUACUAUUAUUACUAACACUUCUUGUAGUCCUUUUAGUAUUAAUAAAGUCUUUUACUGAAA
Molecule: messenger RNA, 4192 nt
Organism: Cavia porcellus (domestic guinea pig)
Lineage: Eukaryota; Metazoa; Chordata; Mammalia; Rodentia; Caviidae
Gene: Gja3
Product: gap junction protein alpha 3
Exons: 2
Coding region: 79-1176 (365 amino acids)
Biological process (GO): cell-cell signaling
Cellular component (GO): connexin complex
Molecular function (GO): gap junction channel activity
Source: RefSeq, a predicted model, not a curated record